Molecule: messenger RNA, 1647 nt
Organism: Naegleria lovaniensis
Lineage: Eukaryota; Heterolobosea; Eutetramitea; Acrasida; Naegleriidae
Exons: 2
Coding region: 1-1647 (548 amino acids)
Cellular component (GO): membrane
Molecular function (GO): signaling receptor activity
Source: RefSeq, a predicted model, not a curated record
AUGAACACAACAAACGAGGAGAGCACUCAACCACACACAGAAGAAUGUUCUUCCAAAGAAAGCCAAGAAACAAUCCUUCCUCUUCUUUCUCCAAAAGCCUCAUCUUCGGAAAAUAACGAAAAAGAUCAUCACGCAACAAUAUUGUUGCAUAAGGAUGAAAAAUUGAACGAAAAUCAACAUGUUGAUCAUUACCCAAACACAACCACACAAAAACAUCAUCUUCCAAAAUACAUACAUCAAGAACUACAUCAUGCGUUUCAUGAAGAGACCAGUACCACAGAUUUUACUUCAACCGGUGAUGAAGUUACUGACCACAGUUUUGGAGCGUCAAAUCAUACAGAAGAAGGAACUAUCAAUAAGAUUGAAGAGGUUGCAGAGAGAUUUGCUCAUGCAACCAAGAAGAAGAGCAAAAAAGCAUUAAAACUCAUCACAGUGACACCUUUCAAUGUAUUCAAGGAGAUUAUGGAAGAAGAAGAACAAGAAGAGGAUGAACAACCGUCAGAACCUCAAAGACAAAGUCAUUCAAGGACUGGCUCACGAGAGGAUAUUAACACUGAACAAGAAAUUGACAGCCACCAUGAGAUGCACGAAGCUGUGACACAACACACCGAAGAGCAACAAGACAAACUCAUUGAGCAUGACUCGAUAAGCGAAUCACAUGAUCAUGCUCAUGAUGCUACUCCAAAGAACCCUCACAACCAAGAAGAUUCAGGAAAGCCAAUCAAAUUUCAGACUCAAUUUUGUCUAUGUACCUUUGAUGAAACACCAGAUUUUUUACGUAAUAAUCCCUACAUAAGAGGACACUACCGAAAGUACUUCUCUCUCAAAUUAUGUUUACAGAGCAUCUUUAAAUUUCACAAUGAGACAGUGAAUAUUUGGACCCAUUUAGUACCAAUUUUUGGAUUUUUAGCUCUUGUUUUUUAUACUAUUUAUUUUAUGGUUAUUGUUCACAACACAGGUGCCAAUGCGCAAAAUAUUUUAGAUAUGUUCAUAAUUAUGAUUUAUCUCGGAAUGGCUAUUAAUUGUUUUUUCUGUUCAACCAUGUAUCAUACAUUAAGCUGUCACUCAAAGAAGAUUUGGAGUAUUUCUUAUCGUUGUGACAUUUCUGCAAUUAGCGGACUAAUUGGAAGCAGUAUUAUUCCUGCUCUUUACUUCAAUCUUUAUUGCUAUGUUGGAUGGCAAAUUGUCUAUAUCAGCUCAAUAGGAUUGUUUGCUAUUGUAGGAAUGAUUUUCCCCUGUUUGCCCUUCAAAAGCCCAAGAGCUCUCAAAAUAUUUAGAAUUGUAAGAACUGUAUUAUUUAUCUCGAUGGUAUUGAGUGCUAUUAUUCCUAUUAGCCACUUUCUAUUAUUUAUUCUUCCACUCAAACAAGAGUAUACAGGUGGAUUUCAUUCAGAAUUCAAUCAAGAAUUUUUCAUUGGAAUUAUCAUAACAGUAUCAUUGUAUGGAAUUGGUCUUUUAUUUUGGCUGACCAAAAUGCCAGAGCGCUUAUUUCCAGGCAAAUUUGAUUUAUUCCUCUCAUCUCACAACAUUUGGCAUGCAUUCAUUAUUGCUGCAAGUUCGCUGUGGUACUCUUACUGCCUUAAUCUUUACAAAGUGAAAGUGGAAAAACUAAAAGCAGGUUUGACCUGUCCAGCAGACUCUUUUUAA